Molecule: messenger RNA, 1507 nt
Organism: Didymella exigua CBS 183.55
Lineage: Eukaryota; Fungi; Ascomycota; Dothideomycetes; Pleosporales; Didymellaceae
Product: cytosolic Fe-S cluster assembling factor cfd1
Exons: 1
Coding region: 125-1084 (319 amino acids)
Biological process (GO): iron-sulfur cluster assembly
Cellular component (GO): cytosol
Molecular function (GO): ATP binding; ATP-dependent FeS chaperone activity; 4 iron, 4 sulfur cluster binding
Source: RefSeq, a predicted model, not a curated record
UACCCAUGAUUAUCAAGCACCACAACACUCACGUCACGCUUCACACAAUGCGCAACUUUUCGCGUUUCUCUCACCGACACCUUCUUCUCAUACCAAAUUGCGCCCCCGACUGAUGCACGCCACCAUGCCUCUCGAGAAUGUACGAAACAUCCUUCUUAUCCUGUCUGGCAAAGGCGGGGUAGGCAAGUCGAGUGUAACAACCCAACUCGCCCUUACGCUCUCGCUACAAGGCCACUCCGUGGGCGUCCUCGACAUCGAUCUCACCGGUCCCUCGAUACCGCGCUUCUUUGGUAUCGAAGAGAAGAAAGUCCGCCAGGCGCCAGGCGGCUGGAUACCCGUCGACGUCCACGAAGCGCAAACCCUCUCUUCAAAGAGCACAUCCGCAAAUGGCGACGCAGACGCACAAGGGCAGCGUAUUGGCGCACUAUCAUGCAUGUCGCUAGGCUUCAUCCUUGCCAACCGCAGCGACGCCGUCAUCUGGCGCGGCCCCAAGAAGACCGCCAUGGUGCGACAAUUCCUCACCGAUGUGCUCUGGCCCGAACUUGAUUUCCUCCUCAUCGACACCCCGCCGGGUACUUCAGAUGAACACAUUUCGCUCCUCGAGACGCUCCUUAAACAAGUCGCGAGUCCUACGGCGCCGCCGAACCAGCUCGCUGGUGCUGUCGUCGUUACCACACCGCAAGCGAUCUCCAUAUCAGAUGUCAAGAAAGAGUUGAACUUCUGCAAGAAGACGGGGAUAAGAGUUCUGGGCGUUGUGGAGAAUAUGGCGGGCUUUGUGUGUCCAAAUUGCAGCGAGUGCACGAACGUCUUUAGCAAGGGCGGUGGAGAGAUCAUGGCAAGGGAUUUCGAGGUUCCGUUCCUAGGAUCAGUGCCAAUUGAUCCUGCGUUUGUUAUGCUGGUGGAAGAGGGUGCGAGACCGGUUUAUCCUCAAGGCACAGUCAUCGAGGAUACGGAUAUGAGCAGUAAUGGUGCGACAGGGGGGUCGAGCGAGGGCUUGUUCGUGGACAAGUAUAGGGACUGCUCGCUGGCGCCGUUGUUUGAUGGGUUCACUAAGAGGCUGUUGGUAGAUAUUAGAGGGUAUUAGAGGGCUUGCAUGAGCAAGAACCUGGACGACUACAAGUGCUGAGCAAUGAUACCACGCCUCGUUCCAACGGUGCUUCGACAUCUCCACACUGUUAUCAGAGCCAUUCGUUUCUGACACUCACAGCAUGAUGUUAUUCGUGCAAGUCGGGAUAUACCUGGUGGUAGCAGUGAGAGAAGCCCUAGCGCGGCAGGUACGUCAGGCUCAUUCUGUCUCUUCACACCGACGUAUGAGCUACCCGAGCUCACCCGUCCUCAUGAUCCUAUGCCACAGUGUUUGGGUGCGCGCUCGGCUUGCGCUGCGUUCGCGAGUAGGUGAGAGAGCGGCAAUCUGCUGCCUAUAGGUAAAAGAAGCCCACAAAUAUCUGUUUCAGUGAGUUCUAAUUGGAUCACUACCUCCCAGUGACCUACAUAAAGAAAUUCCGUC